This is a messenger RNA of Lymnaea stagnalis (great pond snail), 1776 nucleotides long. The record is from the annotation of a GenBank genome assembly. Lineage: Eukaryota; Metazoa; Mollusca; Gastropoda; Lymnaeidae.
AACGCCUAUGUGUACUCGGCCUUCGCGGAGCCGGGAGUGAAUGGCGCCUACGAUGUCGUGGUCCUUGGCGUCACAGAUGUCCACUACCCGGCGACGCUCUACUGCCAUUUAGGAGACACUAAGACCAAGAAGAUGCUGAAAGGGAGGAGAGAGUUACUUCCGGAAAGUCAUGGUAACAGGUAGACAGUUCUGGGAGGGGAUUCGCUAGAAAUUAAGGGCGGGUUUUGGUGGGGCAGCAGCUGGGAGAUGUUGGAGAUCUGUCCGAUUAAAAUUUCCAAUUGCCAGAUUUCUUUGGUCACGCGCGGGCGAAAGUUGGUGUGUGUGGCGCACGAGCAUGCAUGGUCUCUUUUGAUCUGGAUAAAACGUCUGCAAUUUCAGUUUGCUGGCCAGGUAGUCACAAAACCCGAUUCAAAUGGAGUGAAAAUUCGUGUCAUCCUAAGAGGGACACAUCUAAACAAUGGCAAAAACACAUACCUAAGGGACGCUUCACAUAUUCCUACGUGUCGGCCCAUCAUAUGUCAAGUGAUCCCAAAAGAGAUUAUCACCACUUAAUUUAAACUGCCCAGCGUCUAAUAAAAUCAAUUGUAACUUUAAGGAGAGUAAACUGCUCGUUGACAAUAUGGACACGCUUAAUCUGGCGGGCUGGUCAGUUGAAGUAAAAUAGUUGAAGGCCUAAAAAAAAAUAAGCACCCACUCUAGUAUAAAUAGUUGAAUGUCUUAAAAGACAAGCACCCAAUCUUACAAGAAUAUUUCAACCUUCGAAUAUACGUGUGUCCACCUUCUCACACCCUGCCCGCCUCAGUUUAUACCUUAAUCCGAUUAAAAUAUGAUAAUGAAUCGUCAAAAAUGGAUCAUUUAUAUACAUAUGUAUAUAUUUAUUUAUUUUAAAAAUAUGUUAACAUAUUUUUUUCCCCAAAAUUUACUUGUAUUCACAGCACCGGCGCCGUUAGUUUUAUCUGUUCCUACAAGUCCAGGAUUGCCCCCGUCGUAGUGUCCUUAACCUUCAAGUCAACCGACGUGCCCACCAAUGAGGUGCGGAUUGCUUAUCCUAAAACAUUGCGUCGCAACGUCACCACGUGCUACGCCGUCCUGUUCAAUUACUUGCGCCCGCUUCAGUUGAUCCAGUCCAUCGAGAUGAACCGCGUCCUGGGCUCCCAGCACUUCUUCGUGUACAACCACAGCGUCUCCAACACGACAGACGCCGUGCUGCGUCACUACCAGAGACUCGGGCUCCUCACCGUCCUGCAGUGGCCGCUGCCUCCUUCGGACAUCUGGUACCACGGCCAGGUUCUGGCCAUCAACGACUGCAUCCACAGGAACAAGUUCGUGUCGAGGUUCGUCGCUGUGCAAGACACGGACGAGCUCAUCAUACCCAACAACCAUAAUACGUUUACGGAAGUCAUCGAAGCCGCUGACCUCGAGGCCAAGAUGAUUAAAACGACGCCCGGAAACAAUUUCAAAAAGCACGUAGGGACCUAUGUGUUUGAAUCGGCGCUGCACUUCGCCAUCCCAGAUCUGUCCGCCUGGCGGGUAGCUUCGCGAGAAUUCUCGGUUCUGCAACAGGAAGAAGACUUAAUGUUUAAAUACUGUAUCACACCAUUUCUUCACCUCCAGCGGCUGGACAGGAUAUUUACAUUUAACUACAGAACAAAGGCGAUCGUUCGACCAGAGUUGGUCAAGUACGCAGGGAUCCACUUCACCCAUCAGCACAAGGAUCAUGCUACGACCCUGGUUGUCAGCAAAGACCUGGCGAUUUUACAUCACUACAACCCUCAU